Molecule: messenger RNA, 4542 nt
Organism: Oreochromis niloticus (Nile tilapia)
Lineage: Eukaryota; Metazoa; Chordata; Actinopteri; Cichliformes; Cichlidae
Gene: fam222ba
Product: family with sequence similarity 222 member Ba
Exons: 5
Coding region: 214-2058 (614 amino acids)
Source: RefSeq, a predicted model, not a curated record
CAGCUACAGCGCAUGCGCCGGAAGUUGCUGCCGCAGACAGCAGCAACAGCAGUGAUUCGGCAGCGCAGGGCAACGGGAGAAAAUCUGUCCGUUUUAAACCAUGGCGACGUACUAAACGAUGCCUUUCGCAGAGGUAAACGGAGAUUAUCUGCUUUGCGCUUCACAUGUGUGAGGAGAAGUGUGUGUCCCAUGUUGCAUUAGUGUCUGUGUGAAAUGCUGGCCUGUCUGCCAGGGCCAGGUGACCUCCCCCUCCAGCUUCUCCCCCACACGCAGAUGAACACUGGACUUCAGAAAUGUGAAACCUCUCCUCAUCAUGUCUGUGUGCUCCUGUGGGACACCACACAAAGGAUGAGAUCUGCUCCAUUUCCAACCCCUGCAGAAUUGGAUGCAUAUGCUAAGAAGGUUGCCAACAACCCCCUCACCAUUAAGAUCUUCCCCAACAGCGUCAAGGUCCCCCAGAGGAACCACGUGCGCCGUACUGUCAACGGGCUGGAUACGUCAGGCCAGCGCUACAGCCCUUACCCUUCCUCUCAGGCCAGUGCCAAGACAGGCCUCCUCGCCAUCGUCAAGGUGCCCACUGUCAAAGGCAUCCUAAAAGAUUUUGACGGCAGCCGGGCUCGCUUGCAUCCUGACGUCAUCAUGAACCCCCCUACGGGACCCUAUCAGGUGGCUUCAACCAGCACUUUAAACCACCAGGUGCAGAACCUUCCCCGGCCCCAGCAGAGCUUACCCCUUCCACCGCAGGACCCCCCUCAGACUGUGCAUAUACCCCUUCCUCAGCAGCAGGUGCACACCCAGAGUCUCAGACAGCCUCCCCCAAUGGCCCAGCACCCUCAGGGCCCAGCCAGACUCCAGACUCAGUCCCAGCACCCAGCUCUCGGGCACCCACAGGGGCCACCUACUGUCAUGCUCCAGCAGCAGCACCUUCAGCAGCAGCAGCAGCCUCCACCUGGCCUGCAGGGAAGCAGAAAGCUUCCCGAUGGCGAUGCACCACCUAAUGUUACUGUCUCUACCUCAACCAUUCCACUCUCUAUGGCUGCUGGUCUGAACCAGGGCCGCCAAGCUGACCUGAACACCAUCGUACAUCAGAUCAACCAAUUCUGCCAAGCUCGGGCCCAGGGUUCAGGAACCACCUCCAUGUGUGAGGGCCAGAUCGCCAACCCCAGCCCCAUCAGUCGCAACCUGCUUAUCAGCGCUUGUUCUAGGGUUUCCAUGCACAGUAACCCUGCCACCCCUGGCUUCCCCCCACCCAACUGCAUCAUUGGCUCUCAAGAAAAAGCCCCAGCCCCAGUGGGAGCUCACCCUCCACCCAGUGUGGCUGCUAUGAACCACUUGCCUUCCAACCACACUGAUCUCAAGCAGCAGCACCAACUGCAGCAGCACCAACUGCACCCACAUCAAAAUCAGCAGCAGCAGCAACUACAACAUACCACGCAGCAGCAGCAGCAGCAGAAGAUGUGCGCUUGGAAUCAGCAUCAGUUGGCUCAUGUGCCCCACAUUCAGAAUGGGGGGAGCCACCUCUGCAAGCAGCCUUCCAGGGACGCCACCUUCCAUUUUAAGGGCAUGGGCUACCCUGCAGAGGUGUGCGUGGGUCAGCCUUACUCACUAAAACCUCCCGUAGAGAGGCCCACCCCCUCCCCACCUGUUAACAACAAUGGCAUGCCCGGCCCCAUGGCCCACUACACUAACAGUCACUACUUCCAGUCGCACAUUUGGAACAGCAGCAUCCUACCCACACCCAACAGUGACAGCUCUGGGUCUCAGGACAUAGCCAUGCCAUUCCACGGUGCAGGCCCAGGAGGGUGCACCACUCUAGACUGUGCCCCCCCUGGGGCUCCCCAUUACCGGCUAGGAUCAAGCUCCUCCUCCUCCUCCUCGUCCGCCCAGACUAAUCUGAUGCAAACAGCAGAUUACUUGGGUGGGGACUUCCAGACGCCCUAUUUCCGCGAUCAGAAUCUAGGGUUGAUGGGCAAGAUGCACAGGCCCCCUCUGAGCAGGGUAGGUCCAGAGGUUGGGGAUGGCAGAACCGCUCUCAUCCAGCACCCAGGGUACAGAUAAGCUAUGGCCUUGUCUCCACAACUGUUAUCAGCACCCUUUGUUUAGUCUUAAGAAAGGAAACACGUGAAUAAAACUCAACUCAUAACUUAAGCAAAUGACUGCUAAUGUUAAAGAGGGUAAAUUAAUAUAUUUAAUGAAGAUCAGUAGUUUUUUUGUUUGUUUGUUUAAUCUUGCAAGUGAUCAAUUGCUAAUUUUAGGUUUAAUGAGGGCUUCUACCUGGCACUUCAUACUGUUUAUUACCUGCUUUUUUUCCUUGAUGAUACUUGUGAAUCUGUGUGCCUGGAUCUCAAGUGAUCCUGUGUCAUUUCUACUUCAGACCUGCCACUAAAGUUUCCUUAUGCAUGCUCCUUAUGCAAAAGAAAAACAGAUCUACUGAUAGAUUUUUAUUUUUUUUUUCUUCCUGUAACAGGACCAUGUCAGGAAAUUUUUUUGGCUCCGACUAGUUUCAUUAAACUCGUUUUCAUUUCGAUGAUUAAACGCAGUCACUUCAGGACAAAAGAGAGAGCGAUGACCGUCUUUCGAUGCAAAGUCAUCAGUUAGUGAAGUCUAACAGAGUCCAGCUGGGACCUGUUCCAGAAAGCAGGUUUAGUUAGUUUGAGUUGAUGAGGUUCAGUUUCUUUUUGUUGCAGCUGGAUCAGUCAGCUUAGGUAAUAUUAAAAAAAAAAAAAGCAGUCAUCAGUGGAGCCCCGAUACCAACAUUCACUGACAACGGGUAAAUAAAGAGCAAAUCUUCCACUUUAAAUGGAAAUAUGAAUGUGUGUCAAUCUGUCACAUUUUUCUUUUUUUUGUUUGUUUUUUUUUGUUUGAAGUUACAUUUUAUUCAGCAUUGCAAUAAUUUAUUCAGCUUGAAUUUUACUUAUUUUUUUUUAAUGGAAGUUGGAAUCCUACCUUUUUUUGGCUAAAAUAUCUGAAUAGAACAUGGUUGCAACCUGAAGGCUGAAAUACAGGCGAAAGCAGCGGAAUAUUGGAGUAUGGAUCAAACAGAUAUGACGGCAUUUAAUUACUGUAACGUCAAAGUCUGUUGUAAUGAUUUGCGUGAUUUGUAGUAAAAAACUGACUGUACCUUUUAAGACAGCUUUGUUACAUUCACUCAGUAGCAUAUAUUGACCUCAGCAUGUGUGCAUAUUUCACAUGCUAUGGGAACACUUUUGGACUGUCUGCAGUCUGUACUCACAGACUCACUCUGAACUACAUGUAGCUUGGUUUAAGAAGCUGGUUUCAGCAGGUACGCAAUCAUCCUCCCUCAGUCAUCUUCACCAUGUUAUGCUGCUGUGAUAAAAUAGGAUAUAUCAUGAGAUAUGAUAUAAUACUUGAAGUAUGUAAGUUAAAAAUGAUAGUAUAACCAACAAACAUGACAAGCUUCAUGCAGAGGAUUUUUUAUUUUUUUAUUUUUAUUUGUUAAUUUAAAUAGGGAUUGUGCCAAUAUGCAGUUUAGUGUCGAGAAACUGGUUAAGAACCUGACAGCUGCCUUCCUGUCUACAGAGUUAUAAAGGAAGACAGUGUAGCAUGCAGUAGAUUUUAUUCAGAUUUAAUCUUCCAUGUCCACGGAUCGCUGUAUGUCCAGAUCGAUAGUCUUGAAAGGAAGAAAGUCCUCGGACAACAAAGUCAAUAUUCAACCAGAGAGUAACCUAACUCUCAACUCUGCAUUCACUGGUGGAUAAAAGGAGGUUAAAGAGAACCUGCAGGUUAGAGUCACAGAGUCGGUUAUGCCAACUGACUGACCCAGAGUUCCUCAUGUCAAAGUUAACAAACCUCAAACUUUGGCUAAAUCUGCUUUCUGGAAUAGGCCUCAGGCAAAGCUUGCAGUAUGCACACGUUCACAGAGGGUUUCUCCUUCUUUUUAAAUGUCAUUAUUUGUAUAAUAGGAUUCUUCAAGAUCGAUACCUCUCCGUCACUUAAGGAAGUGUGUAAUCAGGUUGUUUGUACAUAUUUAAGUUCCAAGAGGGAGCAAACAAGUUGAAAAAACUUUGAUGCUCGGUCCUGCUUCACAUGCUGCAAUGAAUUCAGGUGUUUAAAAAGAAAAAAAAAGAAAUAACAGACUGCGUCAGUGCCACAUUUGGCAGCGAGAUUGUGAAAUGUUUGUGACAAGGAAGGUUGUGAUUAAAUUUACUCCUACCUUUUUAAAGGCGGCCAAAGUCAGGUUAACAAGGACACACUGUUAGGAAGCAGUGCCAUUUUUAAUGUUCGUGUCCUUUUCAGAUCAUCUUUGUAUCCAUGACAAAUGCGUUUACUUGAAUGUUUGAGAUGAUUCGUUUUGCAGGUAUUGAAAGGCACGGACAAAAGUCUCUGAAGUAAAAGAAAUCCGUGUCAGUUCCCCAUAGGAACUCACUACACGCCUAGCUAGAUUUGUGGUCCCAACAAUGGACACCUCAGCGAACUAAAUUACGUGUUGUUGCUACUGAUGCUGAACUGAAAAGACCAAAUUGAUCACUUGCAAGAUCACUCGGAGGUAAACAAAGCCCGACUUUUAAGUGAAACAGCAAA